Messenger RNA from Mesocricetus auratus (golden hamster), 785 nucleotides. RefSeq names its product synaptonemal complex central element protein 2 (gene Syce2). The record is from RefSeq and is a predicted model, not a curated record. Lineage: Eukaryota; Metazoa; Chordata; Mammalia; Rodentia; Cricetidae. Gene Ontology annotation, cellular component: central element. The transcript has 5 exons. Gene Ontology annotation, biological process: synaptonemal complex assembly. Bases 57 to 566 code for a protein of 169 amino acids.
GGCGGGAGCGCGGGGCGUGCGCAGAGGGCGGGAGCGCCGAGGCGGGAAAAGACGAGAUGGAGCGCCAGGGAGUGGACGUGCUUCCCGUGGAGUUCAGGGACCAGGACCCCCAGGACGCUGUGGAGAGCGGGGAGCAUCGGCAGAACGAGAACCACGAGGACGAGGCGGUGGCCGCCAGUGCCAACUACCAGCUGCCAGGACCCUUGUCCUCUCUGGACUCUAGCAUUGAAAUCCUGAAGAAGAAAGCCCAGGAGCUGAUUGAAAACAUCAAUGAGAGCAGACAGAAGGAUCAUGCACUUAUGACCAACUUCAGGGACAGCCUCAAGAUGAAGGUUUCAGAUCUGACAGAGAAAUUGGAGGAGAGGAUGUACCAGGUGUACAGCCACCAUAGCAAGAUCAUUCAGGAAAGACUCCAAGAAUUCACUCAGAAGAUGGCAAAGAUCAGCCUCCUGGAAACGGAGCUCAAGCAAGUUUGCCAUACUGUGGAAACUGUAUACAAAGACCUAUGUGUCCAGUCUGAGGUUCCCACUUCAGAAGAACAGAAUUACAAAGAUGGUGAAUGCUGACUGCUACUAAGAAGCUCCCAUCUUAAUGACAGUCACCAAGAGAAGGCACAGAGCCCACUGAACCAUGCUGAGAUUGUUUUCUUUAUAGUUCUGUAACCUAACACAAAAGUCACCAAAGAUCUUUGUGCUAACUACCAAAGUGUGACAAGGUUAGCCCUGCCGUAGACCUAGCUUUGGCAAAUUCACCCAACCUACAGUUGAUUAAAUGUUUGAUUUCUA